Alligator sinensis (Chinese alligator) is the source of this 1425-nucleotide messenger RNA. RefSeq lists its product as uncharacterized. The record is from RefSeq and is a predicted model, not a curated record. NCBI's taxonomy places the organism in Eukaryota, Metazoa, Chordata, Crocodylia, Alligatoridae.
AUGGCGUAUGACCAGCACAUCGCGGAGUCUGUAGCGAGCAGAAAGAGAUGCAGCCGGGUCAAAAGUCGUAUCCCCAUAGGCCGUGGGCGCCCAAUUACAAAGAUGGAACGUGGUUUUUCUCUGCCGAUAUCCACGCUUUCUGUCCGUUCCUGCAGCAAAGCUGCUCAGGAGGCAGCUGCUUGGAGCGGGGUUUCCUCAUUGGUAGUUGUGUUGUGGGAUGUUUCAGCAGCAUCCCCGGGGUCAUGUUGUGGAGCAGGAACAGGCAAAUGUCGUGGUGUGUACAUGUCCCCAGGGAGAUCCUGUCCCACUGCCACUCACCACAACCCAGGGGCUGCCUUUUCGGUUCAUUUGGGUUUGAGUCCUGAGAGGCAGCAGGUCACCAUGGCUCGGACGGUGUCCAGAUCCUCAGGGGAGGUCAGUGCCUUUAACUGCUUUUGCUUUAUUUGGGCCCAGUCUGUAGCAUGGGGAAGCUGCUCCUUUGCUCUCCAUCAAGGGAACAGUACUGUUGGGUUUGCCCUGUACCUUGUGUGGCAUGUCACAUCUCUCCAUACUGUCGGGAAUAGCCCCUGCCUGGAUGAUAUGCCACAAAGUCCCAAAGGAGCUGGGGUCCAAGCUGGCAGCACUCUGCACGCGCUGGCCAUGCACCUGGGGCGGGAAGGCUGUUGUGUACCUGGAAGGCGGCUUGAUUCAGUCCAGAGUGUCUGUGCACACUGCGUUGCAUCUGUGCUUUUCUUCCCUGCUGCAAACACGGAGCUGCCCUGUGCUGAGGGUCUCCCCACUUUUCCAGUCCCUCCCAGAAGGACCCUGGGCUGGAUCUCCUUCUCUGCUUUGGCUCUCAUGGUUUAUGGGCACUGCUGCUGUGCAUAUGGGACCAGCGCUGUGUUUCUAGGUGCUUGCAAUGUCCCAGGACACAUCAUGUGCUUACAAGCCCAUCAGCAAAUCCUCCCCGAAUUCCCUUUUAUGCACUCCACUGUCACUCAGCGUUUUUAUCAGUGUAGUGCAUUAAGGGUAUCAGUCCAUCGCUGGCCAUUUCGCUGGGGUCUUUUACAAUGUAGAUGGAUGUUUCCCAGGCUUCUGGGAUUUGCUGCUUGUCACAUGGGGCCCGAGGGAAUUUUUUCCCCUCCUGCUGCUGGACGCGCCUGGAGGAGAGGGGUGUUCCCCUUCCUCUGCAGCAUUGGGUGGGGAUGGGAACCGGGCUGUGCCAGUGCUUCUGGUGGGACCAAACCCAGAGGGUCAUGGCUGGAGGGUGUUAGCCCCUCCACUCAGGCUCAGAUCAACAUUGCAUUGGGGGAGGAAGGGAUUUUACGCUCCUGGUCAGAUUGCUAUGGACUAGGGGGAGUUUGCUUUCCUCCGUGCUGCCCCAUCACUGCCAUCUUCCCAGUCUGUGCUGUAGCCAAGAAGCUGCCUCAUUUCUGCUCUCCUUAG